AUGGGUUCCGAAGAGCAUCAAAAGCCCAAAAUCUUAUUGCUGGGCACUAUUGAGCAUGCCCACGCCGCCUGGUCCCGCAUCACCUCAAUCGCCGACAUCAUCCAACCCACCUCCACAGACCGCACCUCCUUCCUCUCCGAAUGCGCCUCGGGCGCCUUCUCCUCCUGCCUCCUCGCCUACCGGACCUUUGACUCCACCACCCUCACUGGGCCCCUGGACCACGAACUCAUCUCCGCCCUCCCCGACUCCAUCAAAUACAUCUGCCACGUCGGCGCCGGCUACGACGCCAUUUCCAUCCCCGCCUGCACCGCGCGCGGGAUCCGGGUGUCCAACACCCCCAGCGCUGUAGACGAGGCCACGGCCGAUUGUGCUUUAUUUCUUUUGUUGGGGGCCAUGCGGAAUUUCAAUGCGGGCAUGACGGCUCUUCGCCGGAAUGAAUGGCGAGGGGGCACCGAAGCCGAAGAAGAAGAAGAAAAAACGAUCAAGAUGCCACCGCUGGGAAGGGAUCCUAGGGGUAAGACACUGGGGAUCUUGGGCAUGGGAGGGAUUGGCAAGUGUUUGGCGCGCAAGGUGGCGGGGGCGUUUGGGAUGAAGGUACAAUACCUGAAUCGGAGGAGGGAUUGGGAGGGGGAGAGGGAGUUGAGGGAGCAAGGUUCUCCGAGGGUGGAGGUUGAGUGGGUUGAGACCAUGGAGGAACUUUUGGGGACGAGUGAUGUUUUGAGUUUGAAUUUGCCGCUUAAUGCCGAAACAAGACAUAUCAUUUCCAUCAAGGAAUUCGCCAUGAUGAAGCCGGGGAUAGUCAUCAUCAACACUGCUCGCGGAGCGGUGAUGGACGAGGCGGCGCUGGUGAAAGCGCUUGAGUCUGGACAGGUGCAAUCGGUUGGCUUGGACGUGUAUGAGAACGAACCGGAAAUUCACCCUGGCUUACUGGCGAAUCCAAACGUCAUGCUGGUGCCGCACAUGGGGACAUGGACGGUCGAAACGGAGACCAAGAUGGAGGAGUGGGCGAUUAGUAACGUACAGAUGGCGAUUGAGGAAGGGAAGUUGAGGAGUAUUGUGCCGGAGCAGAGGAACAUGCAAUGA
Messenger RNA from Neurospora tetrasperma FGSC 2508, 1083 nucleotides. RefSeq lists its product as uncharacterized. The record is from RefSeq and is a predicted model, not a curated record. The transcript is spliced from 4 exons. Gene Ontology annotation, molecular function: NAD binding; hydroxypyruvate reductase [NAD(P)H] activity; glyoxylate reductase (NADPH) activity. Gene Ontology annotation, cellular component: cytosol. Lineage: Eukaryota; Fungi; Ascomycota; Sordariomycetes; Sordariales; Sordariaceae. The coding region runs from base 1 to 1083 and encodes 360 amino acids.